Mytilus californianus (California mussel) is the source of this 2445-nucleotide messenger RNA. RefSeq lists its product as uncharacterized. Lineage: Eukaryota; Metazoa; Mollusca; Bivalvia; Mytilida; Mytilidae. The transcript has 2 exons. The record is from RefSeq and is a predicted model, not a curated record. Bases 675 to 1904 code for a protein of 409 amino acids.
CUGUUUAUAUUUUAAGACGACUGGUACAUCCAGGUUCUGAACAAGAGAAGGAUCAUAUAUUUAGGGAGCAACCUUUAAGUGGACGAUACAAUUUUCAACUGCAAUAAAGAAGAUUUUUAUUUUGAUGCCAGGGUACUUAAUUAUGAAGCUCCUAUUGUAAAUCAAGAUGGAAUUUUCCAAAACCAUAAGGCGAACCCAAAUUCCUGAACAAUGCACUUUUUGUGAAACAGAUGCAAACGUUAACUGGAAAUGCUUACAAUGCAAUACACUUAUGUGCGAACAUUGUAAAAUAAUUCAUUUGAAACUUCAAACCUCAAUUACCCAUGACAUUAAUUAUGUCAAAAGAUCAGAAGCUAAAAUAGAAAAGGAACACACCACUAUAACUGACAAUAUUCCAUGUAAUAUUCACAGGAGCAAGUUGAAUUGCAUGUUUUGCAGAACAUGUGACUACUUAGUGUGUCCAGAGUGUAUAACUGCUUCCCAUAAAAAACAUGACUUGGAUUCAGUUGAUUUAGUGUACAAUGAAAGAAUGAACAAACUCAAAGAAUUAGCAUCAGGAUUUUCUAAAGCAUUCACACUUUGUGAAAUAGAAGACAGUAAAGUUAAAAGAUUUUAAAACAAAAUACAACAAAUGUUUUAAUGAAUCUGUUCAAAAGAUUUAUCAACAAGAACAGAUGAUCGAAGAUGAAGUCAGUAAAUAUCAUGAAUAUGCUAAAGCACUUCGAGAUCAACUGGAAAACGAAAAGAAAAGAAUCGAAAAUUCAAUAACAUAUAAAGAAAGGCAAAACGAGAACAUUAAGGAAACUUUGCUGAAUAAGCAAAGUAAAAUACAGGAAGUUUUAGAAUCAAAUCACGCAAAACAAGUGUUAAAGUUCAGUGCACAUUCAGAAUGUAGUGCAAAAGAUAUUCCAGAUCUAUCAUUCAGGGAAUUUCUUAAGCAGACCAAAGAGUUCAUUCCUAUAAAAUUGAAGACCGCUACCAACUUUUUUGGAUCUCUUCAUAAAACCAAACUACCAAAAGGAUUGCCACAAGUAAACUUAUACGUAAUCAAGAGUUAUACUACAGAUCAGAAAAUGGUGUAUAGAGUGUUGAUGAUAGACGACACGACAGCUUGUAUUUCUAAUCACAUGACAACUUUUCUGCAUAAAAUUAACAUUGAUGACACUAUCAAAGCGGUAAAGGAUAUGUCAGUUAAUGUUAAUGAUAUGUCAAUCACAAGCAGUAAUGAUGUUCUUCUGUCUUUGUCUGACGGUUUUGAUGUCUGUCUGUUAACAACAAAGACAGGAGAAAUAAAACCUUUCCUUUCUGUUCCAUCAAUGAUACCACUUGGUAUACAUUUCACUAAACAAAAUGAGGUUAUACUUGGUGUCAGGGAGAGAUGGGGUGUUAAUUACAACCUAACAGACAAAAGUUGUAGGAAAAUUAUAAUCUUUGGGAUGGAUGGGAAACAAAAACAAUCAUAUGAGUAUGAUAAAAAUAAACAGAGACUAUUUACUUUCCCAGCUAAAAUUAAAUCUAAUGUUAACAGAGAUAUACUGGUUAUAGACAAAACAUCUUAUAAAACUGGUAAGGUGGUGGUUCUGGAUAGGGAGGGACAGAUUAAGUGGACCUAUCAGGGAAAUCCUCAGAUUAAUUCAGGGGAUAAACUGUUUAAUCCUACAGAUAUAGUAACAACAUCAGUAGGUCUGGUUAUAGUGUCUGAUGUUAUCAACCAUGCCUUACAUAUCCUAUCAAGGGAGGGAGAUUUACUGAUAUACAAAAUAAUGAAGGAUCAGGGAAUUACUUAUCCAGUGUCACUGAAUAUUGAUACCAAAGGACAGCUAUGGGUGGGAUGCUAUUCUGGAAAUGAACAAAGAACAGAUGCCAAACUACAUGUUGUGAAGAUGUCAUUAAAUCCAAAUUGAAUUAAUGAAAUCAUCAAUGCAUAUUUCAAUUUCUGAUAAAACAAUUAAGUUGUGUUUACAUAUAUGUCUGAGUAUUUGUGUGGCAUUGGUACAUAUCAUAAAAUUACUCCAAUGCAAGUGGCUUAUUUUCUAAUUUGAUUGGUGUAUAAAGGAGCUUAUAAAUUAAAUAAGAAUCAAUAUUUUUACCCAAAGUUAAGUAAAGGAAAUGAAGGGAAGAAGUUUGGAAGUGGAUGAUUGAAACUGUUUGGGAAUGGGGAUAUAUAGCUUUUGACAUGGAAAGUAAUGAAGGGUCAAUAAAUUAUUCAUCCAUUCACGAUGAAUAAUAGCACCAGUGGACAGUAAUCGGUGGGGUGUGAUUCUAUUAGGUGUGAAACGAUUAGAUGAUUCUAAUCUUUAUGUAAUUUAUAUAAUGUCUUUUUAAAAUAAACAGUAUAUCAGAUCAGAACAAAGUGCAUAGAGUGCUAAUACUAGACAGCAAGACAGCUUAUAUCUAUAAUUCUAGUCAAUCUGAUUAAGAUUCUGAUCCAUAUUAACUCGCAUA